CACUCGAACUUAACUUCUUUUUAGCAUCGUUUAUCUGCUGUGUCUCGUCCAUUAUUUCUGAAUGUUGUCGAUGUUUUAGCAGCAAAAUGUUGAACCCUGCAAACGGGGAAUCGCUUCAAGUGGUUACAAAUUAUGUUGAAAAGUAUUUGGAUCUUGUGGAAUCACUACCGCUAGAUCUUCAAAGAUGUGUUUCCUUAAUGAAGGAAAUUGACGCCAAAUAUCAAGAUAUUCUUAAAGAACUAGAUGAUGCAUAUCAGAGACACCGACAGGAGUCAGACGCUGUACAGAAACGCCGAGCCCUUCACUGCAUCCAGAGGGCCCUGAUCCGAACUCGGGAGCUCGGAGACGAGAAAAUUCAGAUCGCUGGGCAGAUGAUAGAGAUAGUGGAGAAUUGCAGUAGGCAGAUAGAAUGGCAGGCAGAGCUCCUCCAGGCUUGUCAGGGUUCACCUGAGACUGCAGUUCCAGUGGGCAGCCCUUCCACCACUACAACCACAACUGUAACCAUGACUCCAAUGUCUACAGCCCAGCUUAGCCUGGGCAGGCCUGGGGCAGACAAAAGACGAGAAGAGACGCCAGGAUCGGUGGACAAGUCUGGCGGUAAGCGUUCAAGGCGGCAGAAGAAUGGCACAGAGAACAGGGAAAACUCUAAUUAUGGGUUAGACCUCAGUGAGGACGCAGGCUUCGGAACGCCAAAAGAGAAGAAAGCCAAAACCUCGACGUCUUCAUCAAAGAAGAAGAAGAGGUCUAAGGCGAAACAGGAACGGGAGGCGUCACCCGCCGACCUGCCCAUCGACCCAAAUGAACCCACCUACUGCCUAUGCGAGCAAGUGUCAUAUGGAGAGAUGAUUGGCUGCGAUAAUGACGAAUGUCCUAUUGAGUGGUUUCAUUUCUCUUGUGUGGGGCUACACCACAAACCCAAAGGCAAGUGGUACUGUCCGAAAUGUCGAGGCGAGACAGAGAAGACGAUGGACAAAGCUCUGGAGAGGUCCAAAAAGGAGCGGGCAUACAACAGGUAGCUCUUUUUUCCCCCCCACCUCUGCAGACUGCAGUGUGCCCUCCAAAUGACAUUCUUUG
Molecule: messenger RNA, 1074 nt
Organism: Chanos chanos (milkfish)
Lineage: Eukaryota; Metazoa; Chordata; Actinopteri; Gonorynchiformes; Chanidae
Gene: ing1
Product: inhibitor of growth family, member 1
Exons: 2
Coding region: 87-1016 (309 amino acids)
Biological process (GO): positive regulation of DNA-templated transcription
Cellular component (GO): nucleus
Source: RefSeq, a predicted model, not a curated record